Neofelis nebulosa (Clouded leopard) is the source of this 2502-nucleotide messenger RNA. It is a transcript of the gene PCID2, whose product is annotated as PCI domain containing 2. NCBI's taxonomy places the organism in Eukaryota, Metazoa, Chordata, Mammalia, Carnivora, Felidae. The coding region runs from base 1122 to 2000 and encodes 292 amino acids. Gene Ontology annotation, biological process: poly(A)+ mRNA export from nucleus; transcription elongation by RNA polymerase II; post-transcriptional tethering of RNA polymerase II gene DNA at nuclear periphery. The record is from RefSeq and is a predicted model, not a curated record. The transcript is spliced from 12 exons. Gene Ontology annotation, cellular component: transcription export complex 2. Gene Ontology annotation, molecular function: double-stranded DNA binding; RNA binding.
UGGGGCGUCCUGUGCAGAGCUCGUGUCUUUCAAGCACCCUCAUGUUGCCAACCCACGGCUCCAGUUGGCCUCCCCGGAAGAAAAAUGUCAACAGGUUUUGGAACCUCCUUAUGACGAAAUGUUUGCUGCUCAUUUAAGGUGCACUUACGCCGUGGGGAACCACGACUUCAUAGAGGCGUACAAAUGCCAGACUGUCAUCGUUCAAUAUCUUUGUCAUUGGUGUUACUGUUCAGUUAUAUUUGGGGUUUAAGAUGUUGAAACAUCGGGCCAGUUUUAUUCAUACCUUUAAUUAGAAAGGAAUGAAAAAACCUUUCAGAAGAGAAACUGGUUUCGCCUUUUCACUCAGGUGCUUAAAUUUAGCAUGGACCUUGAGACUGUCAUGUUACCUAGGUAGCGAGGAAGAAUACAGGUUGUGAUUAAGGUUCCUUAAUUCUGUUGGAAGAAUAUCUCCUUUAAAACAUUAAGUCUAGUUACAGCAACUACUUAGUCCUUUUGGUGAAAUACAAGAGCUCUGAAAUCCAGGCAUAGGUGGACAGGAGUGAACUCAAUAAACAUCAUCAUUUGACUGUGGUCACUAAAGAGCUUUAUCAAGCUAGUUUCUGAUUUAAGUCAUUUAAGUGAUAUCUCCUAGCUAAGGCCUCAGUCAAUGAAUGUUCUGGUUUUUAUAUGUAUCUCUAGAUUUUUAGUUUGCUUCUUUUUUAACCUUGUUUAAAUAUACAAAGGAGAGUCGGUUACUAACUAGGGAAGUCUCCUUUGAAUUUAAGAAUUCUAUAAUCAGGGAAAUAUACUUUACAGAUUUAUUAUAUAUAACUCAUCAUCUGGCUUCAGAGAAACCAAAUGUUUGAAGUUGCCAAUUAAAAAAAUCUCAGUCCCUUACUUUGGAGAAAUAUAAUUACUAUACUCAUACCUAAUGACUUUCAGAUAUUUGUAAUCUGUAUAUUUUUCCUUUAAGAAGCUCUCUCUCUGAUACAUGAUCUUCUAAACUUAAAAUUUAGAGUCCUUCAUAUUUCUUACCGUUUGUGGUAUUACUUGGAUUUUGUACGUUAUUCCUUCCUUAACAUAAUACAUCUUUCCUGCGGGCAUUUCAGGCCCACAAAGAGGACAACUGGGCUCUGCCUGUCAUGUAUGCUGUAGCGCUUGACCUUCGAAUAUUUGCCAAUAAUGCGGACCAGCAGCUGGUGAAGAAAGGGAGGAGCAAGGUUGGGGACAUGCUGGAAAAGGCGGCUGAGUUGUUGAUGAGCUGUUUCCGCGUCUGCGCCAGCGACACUCGGGCUGGCAUCGAGGACUCUAAGAAGUGGGGGAUGCUGUUCUUGGUGAACCAGCUAUUCAAGAUCUACUUUAAGAUAAACAAGCUGCACUUGUGCAAGCCCCUCAUCAGAGCCAUCGACAGCUCCAACCUGAAGGACGACUACAGCACCGCCCAGAGGGUGACGUUCAGGUACUACGUCGGGCGCAAGGCCAUGUUCGACAGUGACUUCAAGCAAGCCGAGGAGUACCUGUCCUUUGCCUUCGAGCACUGCCACCGCUCGAGUCAGAAGAACAAACGGAUGAUUCUCAUCUAUUUACUCCCGGUGAAAAUGCUGCUGGGUCAUAUGCCGACCAUCGAGCUGUUGAGAAAGUAUCACCUCAUGCAGUUUGCCGAAGUGACCAAAGCUGUCAGCGAAGGCAAUCUUCUGCUGUUGAACGAGGCUCUGACGAAGCACGAGACCUUCUUUAUCCGCUGUGGCAUUUUCCUUAUCCUUGAGAAGCUGAAGAUCAUCACCUACAGGAAUCUCUUCAAGAAAGUGUACCUGCUGCUCAGAACACACCAGUUGUCUCUGGACGCUUUCCUGGUUGCCUUGAAGUUCAUGCGAGUGGAGGACGUGGACAUCGAUGAGGUCCAGUGCAUCCUGGCCAACCUGAUCUACAUGGGCCACAUUAAAGGCUACAUAUCACAUCAGCAUCAGAAGCUGGUUGUUAGCAAGCAGAACCCGUUCCCCCCGCUGUCGACAGUGUGUUGAGUGCGUGCACGGUCCCGAGGACGGGAGGACGGCAUGUUCCUUCAGUCACCGUUUGCGCAGAUGAAAUCCAUCCUGUGCCAGGACCUCUGCCGCCGGGAUCUCUGGGCUCAUUUCUCUGGGCUCACAACUGAGGUCCACCAUGCGGAGAGCGUGAGCUCCUUCAGAAAAUGUGGACGGGUGAAGGGGCUCUGUGCCCCGCAUAGCUCUGUUACCUCAGAGGUGCUGUUCCUAAAGGCACCUUUGUAAAUUUUUACGUAACCCUUCCUCUGAAACAGCAUCCUGAGUUUAUACGAAUGGCGUGUCCUUUAUUCUGUCUUCUGGGGGCACGUCUAUUUUUAUAUGUUAAAUUUGAACUUUGAUCAAAGUGUUUGGUUAAUUUAAGCCUUCUUUAUACAAAAUGAAUUUACUUUUUCCACAUUUUACAGCCUGCCAUGUUUUCAGAGUGUGCACAUUUCCUCUGUUCGUGCAAAAUUUACUAAAGAAAAUGUCCUAAGUGCUUUCA